AACCUGACGCACGGCUGACGGCAUCCUGGAACUUUGAAAGCAGCUGCUGCAUCGUCUGACCUGCCCACUCGUUCGACACGUCAUCCCUCCUCUAAUUCGGGCGCGCAUCCUUGGCUGCACGGCGGCUCUGGCUGCGGGGCACAAGCGGCGGCGGCGCGUUGAUGACGACACUGGCGCUGCCCGGCGUCGAGAGCGACGCGUGACUCAUCUCGCCGCGUCGAACGCUCCCGUUCCGUCCUGCCGACGGUGAGCCGUGAGCCGGCGGGCGCCGUCAGUCCGGGGUCAGACGGCGCUGGAAGGCAGCAGGGACGGUGCCGCCAGCUGCGGGUCAUCGUGACAUUAGGUCGGAGCCAUGUCGGUGCCACUCUACUUCGACGACCCCUUUUUCGACGACGCGCUGCGCGACUUCAGCCGCCACCGAUCGCCGCGCAUGUUCGACCAACACUUCGGCAUGGGCGUGCCGCGGCGGCCGCUGGUGGACGACUACCUGCCGGCCGUCUCCAGCCGCCGAUACGCCUCCAGGGCGCCCGUCGUCCUGCACAGGCAGAACUCGGGCACCUCAGAGAUCACGUCGCACAAGGACCGCGUGGAGAUGCGGCUGGACGUGCAGCACUUUUUGCCCGAGGAGCUCAAGGUGAAGAUCGUCGACGGCCUGGUGGUGGUCGAGGCCAAGCACGAGGAGAAGCGGGACGAGCACGGCUCGGUGGCACGCCAGUUCACCCGGAAGUACGAGCUGCCUGAGGACGUGGACGAGGACGGCGUGGUCUCCCACCUGAGCAAGGAGGGCGUGCUCACCAUCACCGCGCCCAGGAAGUGCCCCCAGCAGCCGGACCGGCCCGAGAAGACCGUGCCGCUCAAGGUGGAUAGGGACGGAAAGUGAGAGACAGCCAGAGGCCGGAUGACGAGCUGUGCAACGGCGCUGAAGACGCGGAGGGGUGGUGCGCUUCUCCGUGCACGUGAUAACACCAUGAUAUUGAAGUGUUUAAACGUUUUAUUUCACUAAUUCACUUAACGUUCAUUUUUUAUUAUGCAGCUGUAACUCGCGUUUCAGAAAAACAACGUGAGGUAUGUUCCACACUAGAGUAUACAAUAGAGCUUUUUGUCGGUGGAACUUUGGCUUCCGUGUACUUACAUACAUGUGAUGCAACAUCAUUUUUAUGGAAUAACCAUGCUUAUGUAAGGACGUUUCAUUAAAAAUGGACAAGUGAG
Amphibalanus amphitrite is the source of this 1209-nucleotide messenger RNA. Its product is annotated as heat shock protein Hsp-12.2-like. Bases 353 to 880 code for a protein of 175 amino acids. The record is from RefSeq and is a predicted model, not a curated record. Gene Ontology annotation, biological process: protein refolding; response to heat. NCBI's taxonomy places the organism in Eukaryota, Metazoa, Arthropoda, Thecostraca, Balanomorpha, Balanidae. Gene Ontology annotation, molecular function: protein folding chaperone. The transcript is spliced from 3 exons.